Molecule: messenger RNA, 1255 nt
Organism: Saccostrea echinata
Lineage: Eukaryota; Metazoa; Mollusca; Bivalvia; Ostreida; Ostreidae
Product: b(0,+)-type amino acid transporter 1-like
Exons: 11
Coding region: 1-1242 (413 amino acids)
Biological process (GO): amino acid transmembrane transport
Cellular component (GO): membrane
Molecular function (GO): L-amino acid transmembrane transporter activity
Source: RefSeq, a predicted model, not a curated record
AUGACGACUAAAUCUGGAAAUGACGUCAUCGUCACACAGGAAGUGUUCGUCCGUCGUCGACUUGGGCUGCCUAGUGGGAUAUCCUUCAUAGUGGGGACGAUCAUUGGGUCUGGGAUCUUCAUAUCCCCCAAGGGUGUGUUACUGGGAACAGGCUCUGUUGGACUUUGUCUAGUAGCGUGGGCAGUAUCUGCAGCAUUAUCACUCUGUGGAGCGUUAGUAAUGGCGGAGCUUGGCCUUCUUCUACCACAAUCAGGUGGUCCAUACAUCUACUUAAAUAGAGCUUUUGGGAGCUUCCCAGCUUUUCUUUUUGUAUGGGUGAGCUCGGUGGUAAUUCAUCCUGCUUCGUUACUCGUCAAAAGCCUGACUGUGGCCGAGUACAUAGCUCAGAUAGCCAUGGACGACUGCCAAAGAACCCAAGGGUGGACCAAACUAAUGGCAGCCAUCAUCAUUGUUAGUGUGACCACUGUCAAUGUUGCGAGUGUGCAGUUGGCGGCGCGGACGCAGGUGCUGUUCUCCGUCAUCAAAGUAGGCGGGUUAAUGGUGAUUAUCGGCGGAGGAAUAUAUCAACUAGCAGUAGGAAAUUCAGGCAUACUUGGCACAGGCUUUAAAGGAUCCUCAACAGAACUAAGCGGUUUUGCUGCGGCACUAUACAGCGGUUUGUGGGCCUACGGUGGAUGGGGAAAUCUUAAUUAUGCUGUAGAAGAAUUGAAAAAACCAAAUAGGAACCUACCGUUAUCGAUCGGCCUGUCCAUGCUGAUUGUGGUCUUCAUUUAUAUGCUUGUCAAUGUAUCCUACUUUACACUGCUGACCAAAGAGGAGUUUCUAUCGUCCUGGGCUGUUGGUGUGACUUGGGCAGAGAAGAUGUUUGGGAGAGAUGGUGCCAUUUUUGUUCCCAUAAUUGUGGCCUGCUCAGUGUUUGGAUCAGCAAAUGGCGGUGCUUUUGUGGGUUCAAGGGUGAUUUUUGCUGCAGCCAGGGACCAGAAUUUCCCGGAAGUGUUUUGCUACCUUAACGUCCAUUCUCUGAUCCCGAUCCCUUCAGUCAUCUUCAUGACUUUGAUGGCACUGCUGUACCUUGUCCUGCCUGGUAAUGUUGGGUCUAUGAUUAACCUGACUGGUUUCAUAGCCUGGGGCACUUGGGGUCUGGUAAUGGCGGCCCACAUCGUUUUCAAGUUCAAGGGAGACACAAAGGACAUUCCACGACUCGUCAGGGAAUCUUGUAUGGCUUUCUCCAGCUAUUUUUAGAAGUUUCACCUCC